Drosophila biarmipes is the source of this 442-nucleotide messenger RNA. RefSeq lists its product as uncharacterized. The coding region runs from base 152 to 331 and encodes 59 amino acids. The record is from RefSeq and is a predicted model, not a curated record. The transcript is spliced from 2 exons. NCBI's taxonomy places the organism in Eukaryota, Metazoa, Arthropoda, Insecta, Diptera, Drosophilidae.
AUCACAUAUUACUGUUAACGAAGUGGGCCUUGGUAAAAAAUUCCUCGGCAACGUUCACCUCUGCCUGAGAUUUAUUCAGUCUACCCCCAAAACUCCACAAAGAAACAUAUAACUUUCAAUUUUUAUUUUGCUUUUACCCAAAACUAUCAGAAUGUUUGAGUCUUUUGAUUGGAACUCGAGAUUAGAUCUGAAGAAUUUCCGUGAAAUAAAACAAAGAGUUGUGAAGAAAAUCGGGGAUCUGGAGCGCAAGGGAGUUGUGUGGGGACGCCUCAUUUGCAUAGAAGAUGCCAAGGAUGAUGCUUUUUUCCGUUUCAUGAGGGAGAACUCCUGAAUCGGUUCACAAAAUUUAAUCAACGAGUAUUAUAAGUUACUUUGAAGCCAAGACAAGACUUAAAAACAAGCAGAUACUCGUUCAAUAAACAAAAUGCAUUAUCAUGCUUAA